AUGCUCUCUGAGCUUCUUAUCAGUCCUGUUGCCCUACUUCUGGGCUCGUGUGUCGUCUACUGUCUGGUAUCGUUCAUCCAGUACUGCCGUCGUCUCCCUAACAUUCCCGUCAUCGGAGCGCGCAAGGACGACUGGUUCCCCAUCUUUCAAGCAAAAUGGCGCAACACGUUGAACUUCAAGGCUGCCAUGGAGCAAGCCUACACGCAGCAUCGCGACAGCGCCGUCAUUCUCCCCGUCGUUAGUGGGGGUGACAGCGUCAUGCUGCCGUAUUCCGAGAUAGAGUUUGUCACCGAACAGCCAGAUUAUAUACUCAGCUUCAAGGAGCGCGCCGCCCAGAUCUACCAGACUGAUCACACAUUCAUGAACCCGAGGAUAAAUAGGGCGGCGCGCUAUGAUACCAUUAUCCGAACGGUUAUGACGCCUCAGGUCGGGAAUCUGAUACCCGCGCUAUCAGAUGAGGUAAAUUGGGCUUUUGAUGAGUACUGGGGCACCGACACAUCCCAGUGGAAGGAGGUAUGCGUCUUCGAAACGGUGCGCCAUAUCGUCGGCACUGUUGCGAAUCGCGCCGUCGUUGGUGCUCCGUACUGCAGGGACCCUGGGUUAGUGAAGAAUGGCAUGGCUUUUGCUAUAGAUGUGCCCUUUAGCGCCUCGAUUUUAAAUCUUUUCUGGGAGCCAUUACGGCCCUUCAUCGCCCCUUUCGUCACCAUUCCAAACCGUAUCCAUACGCAACGGUUCCGGAAAAUCGUCCUGGGGGAGAUUGAAAAACGAUUGCGUGACUACGAUACACGUCGAGCAAAUCCAGAUGAUAAAUCGCUUGACCCCGAGCCUAAUGAUUUCCUCCAGUGGGCGAUCCAGCAGGCAAAGGCAUCUGGUGACCCAUACAUGUGGCGGAGCGAGACUCUGGCGGAUCGUCUUCUGAUCCUCAACUUUGCUGCCUUGCAUACAUCAUCUCUCUUCGCGACAUGGGCUAUGUUCGACCUUGCAUCGUGUGAACCCAAGGUCCUCGAUGAGCUGCGCGAAGAGAUCACAUCGGUGCUUGCCGCGCAUGGCGGGCAGUGGAACAAGCGGGCAGUUGCUGAGCUCGAGAAGCUGGACUCUACCAUGCGCGAGAGUGCGCGGUUGAACUCGGUCCUCGCCGUGGGUCUCAGGCGUGUUGUCCUCGCCGAUAAUGGGCUGACUACACCGUCCGGCGUGCACCUACCCAAAGGAACGCACAUCUCUGUACCAGUCUACCCCGUCAUGCGGGACGACGGUCUCUACGCUGACCCUAAUACAUUUAUGCCAUUUCGGUUUUCUGAACUGCGCCGUAAACAACAGCAACGCCUUGAAGGAGGAGGAGACGAAGACAAAGAACAAGAGAGUAAUCAAAUUAACACGAAGCGCAUCCCUAAUAAUUUCACAGCCACCGGUCCUGACUUUCUCGUCUUUGGCCACGGGAAGCACGCCUGCACCGGCAGACACUUUGCCGCUACCAUGCUGAAACUCAUUCUUGCUGAGGCUCUUUUGAAAUACGAUUUCGAGAGACACACCGAAAAGGUAGAGGGGCCGUGGUAUGGAGAUUUCCGCCUCCCGCCGAUGAAGGCUUGCAUUAAGAUCAGGAGGAGAGAGACACCAGCGUAG
Molecule: messenger RNA, 1620 nt
Organism: Talaromyces marneffei
Lineage: Eukaryota; Fungi; Ascomycota; Eurotiomycetes; Eurotiales; Trichocomaceae
Exons: 1
Coding region: 1-1620 (539 amino acids)
Molecular function (GO): heme binding; iron ion binding; oxidoreductase activity, acting on paired donors, with incorporation or reduction of molecular oxygen
Source: RefSeq, a predicted model, not a curated record